AUGGGUUUUAUAACAGAAAAUAUAUUCCACCCAAUACAAGACGAGGUUGUUCUCAAUAUAUUAGUAACGUAUGGUGUAACACAGAUAGUAUUCUGGGUGGUUGGUGGUACGACUCUGUUUGUUGAUGUGACGGGGAAACCAGACUGGAUGAUCAGAAACAAACUACAGCCUGGCAAGAAUCAACCAGUUGAAAAGAAGAUAUUAUUGAAAAUUUUGAAAGUUGGGCUCCGAAAUCAGAUACUGAUCGGCUUUCCUCUCACAGCUGUUCAUUAUCCAUUACGACAAUGGCGAGGUAGUGAUCUAACUUUAACCUUUCCAGACUGGACGAUUCUACUUCGAGAUCUGGUUUUCUGUGUUUUAUUGGAGGAGAUUUGUUUCUAUUAUUCACACAGGUUACUGCACCAUCCCAAACUGUAUAAAACCAUUCACAAGAUACACCACGAAUGGACGGCACCGAUAGGACUAGCGGCAGUGUAUGCCCAUCCUGCUGAGUACAUCUUCUCUAAUAUAUUACCGUUGAUGCUCGGACCACUGCUUGCUGGGUCGGGGCUGGUCACUAUCUGGGUAUGGUUUACGGUUGCUAUAACAACUACCAUCAGCCACCAUAGCGGUUACCAUGUUCCAGGAGUUCCUGGCAAUGAAUUUCAUGAUUAUCAUCAUUUAAAAUUCCAUGAAAAUUUCGGUGUUUUGGGAUUACUGGAUUGGUUUUAUCAGACAGAUACAAAAUAUAAACAAUUUAAAAUACAACAGAGACGAACACAGGGUACACAUACCUAA
Molecule: messenger RNA, 777 nt
Organism: Lottia gigantea (owl limpet)
Lineage: Eukaryota; Metazoa; Mollusca; Gastropoda; Lottiidae
Exons: 5
Coding region: 1-777 (258 amino acids)
Biological process (GO): sterol biosynthetic process
Molecular function (GO): iron ion binding; C-4 methylsterol oxidase activity
Source: RefSeq, a predicted model, not a curated record